Messenger RNA from Pseudomassariella vexata, 3921 nucleotides. Its product is annotated as putative ABC transporter. The record is from RefSeq and is a predicted model, not a curated record. Gene Ontology annotation, cellular component: membrane. The coding region runs from base 1 to 3921 and encodes 1306 amino acids. Lineage: Eukaryota; Fungi; Ascomycota; Sordariomycetes; Amphisphaeriales; Pseudomassariaceae. Gene Ontology annotation, molecular function: ATP binding; ABC-type transporter activity; ATP hydrolysis activity. Gene Ontology annotation, biological process: transmembrane transport. The transcript has 16 exons.
AUGCUUAUGUACCUGGAGAUGCGAUACACCCGCAGAUCUUCAGACGCAGUAGUGCUAUACACCAUUGUAUCAGCAAUCGCUCUAGAUGCUCCGGAGAAUAGAUCCCCUGGAGAAUAUCAUGGAGUUCUGAGCAGAGUCUUUUUUGCAUGGAUAAAUUCACUUUUACUCAAGGGCUACCGGACCAUCCUUACGAAUGAUGACAUACCCACCCUUGACCGGAAUCUCAGUCCUAAAACAAUGAGACGUGUUAUUUUGCAAUUGUGGAGCCAAAGAGACAAGCCGGAAACGAAGAGGACCCUUCCCUUGGCGCUGUUCCGAUGCUUGAAAAGACCAUUCUUCGACGUAAUUCUACCACGAUUAUUUCUUACUGUAUUUCGAUACUCGCAGCCAGCCUUGAUUGGACGAUCCAUUCAACACAUAAUGAAUCCAUCAAUCAAAGACCGGGAGCUGCAGGGAUAUUGGAUCAUCGUCUCUGCUCUGGUGAUUUAUUUUGGUUUGGCCAUAUCGACGGCGUUGUACCAGCAUCGGCUUAACCGACUGAAGUUACUGACCAAAAGUGCCCUUAUCGGCUUGAUCCAUGCGAAAAUCAUAGACUCCCCUAGUGUAUCCUACGAUGACGGUGAAGCGACUACACUGAUGAGCACUGACACAGACGGCCUUGAGGGUGUGGGAGAAAUGUUCCACGAGACAUGGGCGCAGAUAAUGGAAGUAUCGAUCGGAAUAGUACUAUUAUCACGCGAGAUCGGUUGGGUUUGGCCACUCCCUCUCAUUCUAAUAUUUUUGUGUUCCCGUGUUAGUCGCUAUGUUGCAAAGCAUUUGAAAACACGACAGAGAGCCUGGAACGAGAUGACACAACAACGUGUAUCUGCCAUCAGUUCCUUGCUAGGUUCCAUGAAAGCCAUCAAGAUGUUAGGGCUAGAGAGCGCCAUUGCAGCGCAAGUUCAGAGAGCUAGGGAAACCGAACUUCUAGUCGCUUCCAAGGUCAGGUGGAUGACGGUGUACUAUAAUGCCAGUGCUAAUGCCCUCGGUAUAUUUUCGCCUGCGUUGACCCUGGUACUUUACACGAUCGUGGUCAGUGCAAAGGGCAAGUCGUUGGAUACCGAGACCGCUUUCACAACUAUGGCCGUCUUGAGCAUGAUUACUCAUCCCGCAAAUAUGGUCAUGACGAUAGUUCCGAAAGCAAUCGCCGCGUUUGCCGGGUUUGAGAGGAUUCAGCGCUAUCUCCUCAAGCCAGUAUUACGCGAUAGAAGGCGGCUGCUACCUCGGUCCACCUCCAUUUCUGUGGCUUGGGAUCCAUCAUCAGGGCACUUGACGAACCCGGCUCCAGUCAUUGAGUUCAGAAAUGUCUCCAUUGACACCAAACCGGCAGUCUUGGCGAACCUGAACUUCUCCCUUGGUCCAGGAUCUUUGUGUAUGGUGUCCGGACCUGUGGGGGGCGGAAAGUCUCUGCUACUUCAUGCGAUUCUUGGCGAGGUUGCAUUCACGGGAGUGAUCAGUUUGGCCAAUAAGCGGAUUGCGUAUUGCGCGCAAAAACCCUGGAUACCCAGCGGCAGUGUAAGAGAUGUCAUUUUGGGGGUUACCAGUCACGGUGAUACUUUGUGGUAUCAGGAGGUUCUUGCUGCCUGCUGUCUCACACGUGAUUUGGCAGCGCUCCGCGAAGGAGACGAUACUGAAGUUGGUAAUGGAGGAAGCAAUCUCUCUGGCGGUCAGCGGCAGCGACUGGCAAUCGCUCGUGCGCUAUUUUCUAGAUGUGACAUCAUCCUUCUAGACGAUAGUUUCAGCGCUUUGGAUGGCACGACAAAGAACAAGAUUUUUGAAAAUCUUCUUGGUCCCGACGGCCUCGUGAAGAGAUUACGUUCAACUGUAAUCUUUACGUGCAACUCAAGCGAAUUCUUCUACGCCGCCGAUCACAUCCUCAUUCUUAGUGACGGAUGUAUCAUUAAGCAGGGAUCAUGGAAGGACCUCCAGUCGGAAUUCACUUCUUUCGCGAGGCUUUUGCCUGAAAGUAGGAAAGACCACGAAAUGGAUGACCCCCAGAGUUCGAACGUCGCCGACAGAUUCACGUCCCGAAUUCAGGCGUGUGAUGACGCAGAAAUUGACCUUGCACGGCAGACGGGUGACUCAACACUCUAUAUGUAUUACUACCAAUUCGUGAGACUCAUCAACCUCCUCUUUGUUACUGCAUGUACUGCUUCAUACUCCGUCUUCAACACUAUCCCGCAAUACUGGUUGAAGAUCUGGACAGACCCAGGGGCUAACAACACUACACUAUUCGUCACUGGCUUGUUGGCCAUUUCUUUCAUUUCAUGGAUGUCCACAAGUGGUACCAUGUGGGCAACUGUCAUCCGAUUAGCCCCGCAGUCCGGUCGUCAGAUUCACCAACGAUUACUUGGUAUUGUGGUGUCUGCACCCCUAAGCUUUUUCUCUUCGACUGAAAAUGGCUCCAUACUGAACAGGUUCAGUCAGGACAUCCAGCUGGUAGACAAACAACUGCCGUCAGCUCUGGCAAAUUUGAGCAACCAGGUUUUCAAACUCUUUGCGCAGGCUGCUUUGCUUCUAGUUGCACAGAAAUGGUUGGUAGUAUCUCUACCGGUCUGCUCAGUUAUCAUCUACGCUGUACAGAAGGUCUAUCUACGAACAUCGCGUCAAUUACGGUUUUUGGAGUUAGAGUCGAAGGCGGCGGUGUUCUCAAGCUUUCUUGAAUCGGAAAGAAACGAGACAAUUCGUUCGUUUGAUUGGAGAAGAGAAGUAGUACGAAAGAACGUUGCGUGUGUUAGUAACGCUCAGCGGCCAGAAUUUCUUCUGCUAUCUCUGCAACGAUGGCUGAACCUUGUCUUUGAUCUUGUGGCAGCGAUUCUAGCAGUAAGCGUCAUUGCACUCGCUGUGGCAUGGCAUGGCAGCACAAGCAGCGGACAGAUCGGUCUCGCCCUCAACAUUCUUCUUGUAACAAACACAACCCUCCUGAGACUGGUGGAGUCCUGGACGACCCUGGAAGUCUCUCUAGGAGCGAUUUCGCGCCUGAAAAUGCUCGAAGAAGGCACGCCUUCAGAGCAUUUUCCUACAGAGACACUGAGCCCGCCAGAAAACUGGCCACUCAAGGGGCAGGUUCGUCUGACACGAAUCAAUGCGUACUAUAACCCCGGGGCUUUGGCUCUAUCCGAAGUUGAACUGCACAUUGUUUCUGGCCAAAAGAUUGUCAUAUGCGGGCGGACUGGGAGCGGGAAAAGCUCAUUGCUUUUGACUCUACUUCGAGUCUUAGAUAUCGAGUCCGGCAAAAUGGAAGUCGAUGGUGUGGAUCUCGCUCGGAUCCCACGCCACUUAGUACGCGAACGUUGCUUUGUCACCGUGACCCAGGAUCCUUUGAUACUGUACGACCAAAGUCUGAGAUUCAAUCUGGACCCAGGAAAUUCCAGCUCGGAUGAGCUUCUAGUCGAAGCGUUGACAAAAAUUGGGCUUUGGUCCCUAUUCAGUCAGCGAAGUGAGCCCGAAGGCGAAAAUACUGCGUCGUUACAGUACCAUUCCGAUGCGGAAGAUGACGAUCUGGACAUUUCCACAACUUUAGCCCGAAAGAUUUCCAAUUUUCCGAUACUCUCAAGUGGGCAGUGCCAGCUGCUUGCGGUAGCUCGUGCGUAUGUUAAGGUCAAGGCGCUCAGAGUCGAUGGGCUACGUCCAGUCAUUUUACUGGAUGAAGUUACGUCUUCUGUUGAUUAUGCCACAGAGUCGGCGAUACAUGAUAUCAUUGACCGGGAGUUUACUUCUCAAGGCCAUUCAGUUAUCAUGAUCGCCCAUCGGGUGGCGAUCCUGGCAGGUCACACGCAACCAGGACGGGACCUAGUGGUACAAAUGCAAGAUGGCCGUAUAGACCAUGUGACUACAGAUCUUUCUGCGUUGGGUCAGCCGGGCAUCAUAAAGCAAGAGUGA